AUGGCCACAACAAUCCAAGUCCCCCAUCUCGGCGGCACAAAGGCCGGAUACGCCUUUGCGCGCGAAUACGACGCCUCCAAGCCAACCUGCGUCCUCGUCAACUCCAUGUGCAUGACAUCGGCGCUGUACAAGCCCCAAUUCGAGAACGAAGAGCUGGCGAGUGCCAUGAAUCUCCUCGCGGUUGAGCCCCUGGGCCAUGGUGCGACGAGCUGCCCGUCCGAGCACUUCACCUACUGGGACUCGGCGAUCAUGGCCCUCCAGGUGCUGGAUGCGUUUGGGAUUCAGAAGGCCUUUGCGCUGGGGACUAGCCAGGGGGGUUGGAUUGUUGCCCGCAUGGCGCUCUUGGCUCCGGAGAGGAUCCAAGGUAUCCUGCCCUUGGGCACGUCAAUGGACUACGAGUCGUCCGACUCUCGGUCCAAGGGAUGCUGGGACCCGGCUUCUCUGCUGACGCCGUUCUACGAGAAAUGGACGAGCGAGAGCGCGACUCCGGACUUUGUGGUGGACGAGGUGUGGUGCGGGAUGGUGGGCUCCGUCGGGUUUGGGGCGUUUGCGACCGAGGAGAGCGGCGCGUUCUGGAAGCAGACGCUGCAGGAGGUGUACCGCGGAGAUGAGGGACGCAAGAAGGUCCGGAUGGCGCUGAACUGCCUGAUUGAGCGAGACGGGCUGCUGUUGAGACUGCGGGACGUCCAGUGUCCGGUCUACUGGCUGCAGGGCACCGACGAUACGCCGUUUGGAACGACCGUUGCAACUGAGCAGAUCAGCCGUUUCACACGGUCCAGGGAGGCCCGACUGCAGAUGGUCGAGGGGGGCUGUCACUACCUCAACGCCACCCACCCAGAGCCCGUCAAUCGUGCCAUGUUGGACAUGGUGCGGAAGUACGCCAGCCUGUAA
Molecule: messenger RNA, 891 nt
Organism: Aspergillus versicolor CBS 583.65
Lineage: Eukaryota; Fungi; Ascomycota; Eurotiomycetes; Eurotiales; Aspergillaceae
Product: alpha/beta fold hydrolase
Exons: 3
Coding region: 1-891 (296 amino acids)
Source: RefSeq, a predicted model, not a curated record